Micropterus salmoides (largemouth bass) is the source of this 5322-nucleotide messenger RNA. Its product is annotated as centrosomal protein of 120 kDa. The record is from RefSeq and is a predicted model, not a curated record. The transcript has 20 exons. Gene Ontology annotation, cellular component: centrosome; centriole. Gene Ontology annotation, biological process: interkinetic nuclear migration; positive regulation of centriole elongation; centrosome cycle. NCBI's taxonomy places the organism in Eukaryota, Metazoa, Chordata, Actinopteri, Centrarchiformes, Centrarchidae. The coding region runs from base 190 to 3180 and encodes 996 amino acids.
AAAACAAAAUGGGUGGCGCCAAAGCUUGACAACAAAGCGGCUGUUUGCUGCCUGUAACGGACAGUAAACAAAAUCUCUGCUCCGUUUAAGUUUGGUGCCCACAAGUAGGUCCGAAUUAAACGACGGCGUGGAGAGGAGUUUCGCAGUUCACAGUUGGAAACGUUUCCGUUGGAGCUGUCAAAUGUCACCAUGGCUUCGAAGACAGACCAACUUCUUAUCGUUGUGUCCAUCCUGGAAGGUCGUCACUUCCCGAAGACUCCCCGGCUCAGUCUGGUGGUCCAGGCGAGUUUUGAUGGUGAGCACCUUGCAACAGACCCUGUGGAGCACAUAGACCAGCCUCAGUUCAGCACCGAGCUGGCCUGGGAGCUGGACCGCAGGACGCUGCACCAACACAGACUGCAGAGAACUCCCAUCAAGCUUCAGUGUUUUGCGGUUGACCCUGUGAGUAAGAGGAGAGAGAGUGUGGGCUACAUCGUCCUGGACCUCCGGUCUGUACAAGAGGUCAAACAGGAGCCUCGCUGGUAUCCAUUGCUGAGCAGUAAAUACAUCAAGCAGAGACCAGCCCUCCUCCUCAGCAUGGUGCUGGAAAAUGACAACAAGCCCUCCGAACCUUCACCUGAUAGGUUCAAAGCCAAGAAGGCCCCGCCCCGAAAAGGUUCUCCUGCAGUAACUGACCUGCUCCCAGAAAACCUGGAGGCUGCACUGAUCCCAGACCAGGGCUACCAUCAAGUCGGACCUGCAGAUCACUGCUCUGACAUGUUUGUCCUGUCCGUCACUGUGGCAUUUGCUACCAAACUAGAACAGUUGAUCCCGAGCACUAUGAAACUGUCAGCGGAGGGGUCGGAGUUCUUCUUCUACUACUCUUUACUGGGGAAUGACAUCACCAGUGAGCCUUUCCACAACCUGCUGAGCCCAGACUUCGAGCCGGAGCGCGCUUCUGUGCGCAUCCGCAGCAGCAAGCAGGUCCUCCAGGCCUUCCUGUCUCAGCAGCCCAGUUUACAGAUCCACCUGUGCUGUGGGAAUCACUCUCUGGGCAGCACAGACGUUUCUCUCUCAGCUCUGGCUGCUGUUUCUGUGGAUCUGGAGAACAAGGCAGCGACGGUGGAGGGAGCGUUUAUACUCCAACCACCUAAACACAUCAAACAGACGCUGCCGGCUCUCCCCACUGACCUGCAACCGACCUUGGGGGUGGCUGUCACCCUCAGGAGGGAGGAGGUCACACCACAGUUUUUAGGGAAUAAAGGAAGUGGAGCUCAGGCACACUCCAACCCUGCUCCUUCCGGUCCGCCUGCUAAACAGAGACCUCGAAGCUCCUCUCCAGUCCCAAAACCUCCCGACUCUUCUCCUCCUGGUCCUUCUCUUCCUCCACCUUCCUCUCAUACAGAGAGCGAAGCAGAGAGCCUGCUGGAGGAGCUGCGACACAGCAAAGAGCAGGCAGGACGUGCAGCUGCAGAUUUGGAAGUUCCUGCGCGGCAGCCCAGUCCGACUGUAGCUACAGCAGAAGGCGGCGCAUCAUCUGUCAGCGUCUCUGCUCCCAAAGUGUCCAUCCCCUCCUCCGCCCGUCACUACUGUUUCUCUCUGGACCUCCGCAGCCUGGGAAACCUCAGCCUGACACACCCCAUCGCUGCUACACUCAGGUAUUCAUAUCAGUUCUUUGGCAGUGCAGCUCCCAUCAUGACCAACCCUCCUGUGGAGCUGCAGAGGAACAUGGAGGUGUCUCUGCCUCAGUCCUACUGUGCGUUCGACUUCGCCACUCUGCCACAACAACUCCAGGACACCUUCCUCAGAGUUCCUCUGGUGGUGGAGGUUUGGCACAGAGACUCCACCAGCAGAGACCAGCUGAUCGGACGAGCCUCCAUCCAGCUGUCUCACCUGUUGAACUCUGAGAGGAGCAGAUUCCUGGCAUCAACAGGAGAGCAGGGCUGGAGACAAACUCACCAGGACCGGAUCCCUGUCGUCCAAAGACAUCGACCUGCUGAAAAGGUGGCAGAGUUAAGCUAUGUGGCAACACUGGAAGACCUGGGAUUGGUCAAAGCCAGAGAAGUCCUCGUGUCUGACUCUUCACAGAAUGAACCUGAAGUCCCCACACAGCCAUCCUCCCUCCCUGCAGCCCUGAGACCUGCUGCCCCCAGCCUGAACCCCACCCCCCUGGGUCCCACGCCUCCAACCGCCCCCAGAGACACCCUGGAGUACCGCACGGCCCUGGAGCUGGAGCUGUGGAAGGAGGAGCAGGAGGAUCUGUUUGGUGAUCAGUUGAGGAAGAAGGAGCUGAGCCACAUGCAGGCUCUAGCAGAGGAAUGGAGGAGGAGAGACAGAGAGAGAGAGGCUCUAGUCAAGAAGAAGGAACUGGAGUAUAAUCUGCUGGAGGAGCAACUUCAGAAGACUUUGUCCGAUCUGGAGAAAAGAGAGAAACAGCUGGUUGAGGCCGAGCAGGAGACUCAGAGGCUGCAGAGGGAGCUGCGGGCCGAGCACAGUCUGACCCAGAGGGAGCUGCAGGAGAGCGGCAGGAGGCUGCAGCAGGAGUGUGACCACCGGGUGGCGCUGGAGAGAGACAAAGUCCGGCUGAUGGAGGAGGAGAGAGGCCGGCUGCUGCAGCAGAUUGCAGACGGGGAGUCUCGGUAUAAGCAGCUGGAGAAAGAGUUCCAGCUCUACAGAGAACAACAGAACGUCAGACCUGAGUUCAGACUGCAGUCAGAGAUCAACCUACUGACUCUAGAGAAGGUGGAGCUGGAGAGGAAGCUGGAGUCUACCACCAAGUCCAAGUUGCACUACAAGCAGCAGUGGGGGCGCGCCUUAAAGGAGCUGGCCAGGUUCAAACAGCGGGAGCAGGAAAACGCCAUGACGCGUCUGAAGAAACAGCAGGCGGAGCUGGAGGCCAUGAGGCUGCGUUACCUAGCUACAGAGCAGAAGGAGGCGGUCCAUCAGGACAGACAGGAGCUGGACAACAUCAGGAACGAACUCAACAGGUUAAAGCAGCAGGAGAGAUUAGACCCCGCCCCACCCGUGUCUGGCCCCGCCCCUCCUCAGUGUGUGAAUGACAGCGCUGACGAACACCUGAGCCGCCUGCUAGAGGAGAGAGACACUCUGCUCAGGACCGGAGUUUACACCCACGAAGACCGAAUCAUCGCCGAGCUCAGCAGGCAGAUACAGGAAGCCAUGAGGGACAGAGGGAAUCUCUGACAGCGGCUGGAACCGUCCAAUCAGAGACAGUCACUCCUGAGACUGCAGGUAAAGCAGCUCAGAGGCUGUUUACACGUUUGUUUCGGGCUAUUUUCAUCCACAGGCUGCAUUUACACUGUAGCUCAAAACGUCUGUGCCAAAUUUGUAUUUAUCCAGUCCUGCAUGUGCUGCAUGUUGGCAACGAUUUUAAAAUCUGAGCUGUAUCCAGCCUGGGAAAUGUAACAAAUUAGCUUUUUUUUUUUUGCGUUUAGACGAAAAGUCAGGUCAGCAGAAAUUUGAUUUGAGUCAGAUUUUACAUAUGAAUGUGGCUCAAAACAGAGCAAUAAACAUCGUUUUUACUUUUAACUGACCAGAGAUAAAUGUGUCACUUUUACCAGAAAUUGUAAGCGUCGUCUUAAAUCCAGCCUCCAGAGACACAUUUGCCUGCGAGUUGCAAAAGUAAAACGCAUAUAGUCGUGCAGACAUUUUGAUUUCAGGAAAAUAAACUUGGAAGUGAUGGGACUUACGAUACACAACCAUGUGUACCAUUUUUCUUUUUUUUUGGUGAAUGCAUCGUGCAUAUAUAAAAAGACACUUUGUUCACCAAGACAAAGUCACAGAAAGAAGAAAUCUGGCGUCACACAGGUUCAGAACUCGCAGCUGAGAUGUUAUUGCCUGAUUACAAAAUGUGAAACGUUUCUGUGAAUGCUUAAAGGAACAGGUCAGCAUUAUAGGAGCUAAGCUUGUUCACUUUCUUUGUUCAGACAGAUAUGAUUCUCCUGUCUGUGCUUUUCACUGCAGAGCUUGAUGCUAAGCUAGGCUAACAACGUCAUGAGAUGAACUCUCUACCACCAAUAAAUGUGUUGUUAAAUAAUAAAAAGAAUAUAAAGCUUUACACUCGUUUAAUCUUUAAUCAGUUAGUAAACAAAGGCAUUUUUUUCUCUUUAAGACCAAUAAGUUAAAACUUAAUAUAUUUAUUUUUAUAUUUAUAUAUUCACUUACUCAUUUUUAUUUCUAAACUCUCUUGGCACACAUUUGAUCAUGUAUCUGUUUCCCCCAUGCUGAUAUAUUUCUUUUUAUACUUCCUUUAUAUUAUUUAACUAACAAUGUCAUUUAUUGUUGUUUUCUGCUGUAUUUAUGUUAUGAGAGUUUUAUAUCAGCUGGGUGAAAGUGACACUGUUGGGACAACAAACUCCUGUUAUUCACAUUCAGCCAAACUGAGAGAAGAACUAGUGAUAAAUUGUAUAGAUGGUGUAAAAAUGUAACUUUUCCAGAUGCUGUUUGUUUCUUUGUUUGUGUGCUGAAGCAAAUCAGAUUCUUCUUCUGUUUUAUAGCAUCAUUUUAUGUUUGUGUGCUGCAGUCUGAGUCAGAUAAAUAACAUUCACCCCGUUAUGGAGAGGAGGGACGAUUACAGGAACCAGAAUCUCUGUCAGUGUGUGUAGACGUGACCGAGUAAAUGUGAACCUUUCCUUUAAAGGGCCGUGCCACCAGUGUUGCACGAACAUUGAAACUACAAACCGCAGGAAACUGUCAUAACUACAAACCGCUUUCUAACAACAGCGUAACCUGGGAGCGCAGUCCUUGCUGAUGCGUUCAAAGAUGCUCCGACAUCUUGGCAUCUGCACCAUUAUUUUUUAGCGUACAUUGGAGCUGGAAGGAUUAGCUGACUCUUCAAUUUGCUGAACGUUAAGUAACGAUUAAUAAACUAUUUUGAAAGUUGACUUAUUCCCAGAAUUCCCUGGUUCCAGCUACUCAGAUGUGAUUAUUUUGCUGGUUUUCUUUAACUUCUGUGACAGUAAACUGAAUAUCUUUUUGAGUUGUUUGUGAGACAAGCAGUUUGAAGACUCGAUAGAUAUCUGAUUAUAUGGUUGUUUGAGCAGCAGAUGAUUCAGAUCUGAAGCAUUAUUCAACCUGAAGUGACAGAACAGGAUUUUAUUAAAUCUGAGAGUCUGAAGACGUGUUGAUGAGUUCAUGCACAGUCCAAUGGAUUAAUGUUUGCUCUGAUGAGGGCUUUUUAUCUGACAGCAGGUGGCGCUGCAGCCUCAGAAAAGCCUCUCAACACUCCUGUGACCUGCAGGUGCUGUGAGAUAUUAAUUUAUUCUUUAUUAUCAGAGAGCACUCUGAUUUCUGUGUUUGUUGGCAAUAAAUUAUUUUGGGAUAAAA